This is a messenger RNA of Staurois parvus, 411 nucleotides long. The record is from the annotation of a GenBank genome assembly. NCBI's taxonomy places the organism in Eukaryota, Metazoa, Chordata, Amphibia, Anura, Ranidae.
GUGCCACUUUCAGGUCUCCUCACACACCUGCUGCUGGGUUUCCAUUUUGUCAUAGAGUGCUGGGCAGAUUACGGCGUCUCCCAUUGCUGCUGCCAGGCCCCUAAUCUGCCAUGGGCCCCUGUACCGCCUCCUCAUGCUGCUUGCCUCAGGUCCACAGUGUCUCAAUGGGUCCCUGUACCGCCUCCCAUUGCUGCUGUCUCCAUCGCCACAACUAUGCCAUGUGCCACUUUCAGGUCUCCUCACACUGCUGCUGGGUUCCCAUUUUGUCAUAGGUUGCUGGCAGGCCUCCCAUUGCUGCUGUUCCUCCAUCCGCCACACUCUGCAUGUGCCACUUUCAGGUCUCACACUGCUGGUGCUGUCCAUUUACUGUCAUAGGGUGGGUGCUGGCAGAUUGCGGGCCUCCCAUGCUUG